Messenger RNA from Caenorhabditis angaria, 1445 nucleotides. Lineage: Eukaryota; Metazoa; Nematoda; Chromadorea; Rhabditida; Rhabditidae. The record is from the annotation of a GenBank genome assembly.
AUGGGCGAAGAUGUAAAUAAGUAUAAUAAUAAUCAAUGUGGUGAAAAACUCGUAUUUAACGUUGGCGAUAUGUAAGUUAUUCCAGAGGAUUUCAGAUUUCAAAGUAUUAUUGCAGAGUAACCGGAUACAAAAUUGAAGCCAAGAUUGAUGAAGGAGGAUUUGGACAAGUGUUUCGUGUUUUGGAAGAAGGAAAAGUUUAUGCGAUGAAGAUCGAAUCAAACAAAUUGGAAGGCGGUUCAGCCAUCAAACUCGAAAUCGAUGUGCUGAAAGAUUUGCAGAUGCGAAAGGUUCCGAAUUUUCCUCAAGUUGUUCGAGCUGGCAGGAAAAGGCGGUUCCAUUUUAUAGUCAUGGAAUUAUUGGGAGACAAUUUGCAUCACAUCAAAUAUCGAUCACCGAAUCAAGACUCUUUUUCGGUUGGAACUUGGACCAGAAUUGGGAUACAAUGUUUAUACGUGUGAGUUUUUAGGAUCACUUUUUAGGGGAGCCUUUCUAGAACAAAAAAUAAACUAAAUACCAAUUUGAUAAUUCUUAUUUUUAGUGUCAAAUUGUUGCACGACAAUGGAUUUCUCCAUCGCGACCUCAAACCCCAGAACUUCGGCCUCGGACCAGUCGACGAUUAUCUCAAAAAAAGAUUGAUAUAUCUUUUCGAUUUCGGUUUGGCUCGUCGAUUUGUCAACAGAAACAGCCCAUCUCGCGCAAAUUCACCGAUAAAAUCAUCUGGAUUAUCAAGUGAAAAUCAAAAAGAUGUGGGCAAAAUCAAAGUAUCAGAUUAUCGUUGGCGAAUUGCUCGACCAAGAUCGGAUUUCCGUGGAACUCAAAUGUAUGCUUCACCAAAUGCACACGAUUUCAAAGAAUUGGGAAGAGCUGACGAUGUUUGGUCUUUGAUGUUUAUGUUGGCUGGAUUUAUCAAAGAAUUGCCAUGGGCAACAGUACCUGAUAAUGAUUUGGCAAAUGUCAAGAAAUCAGCUAAACUUUCGGAAAUGCUCAAAGAUGAAUCAUUUGCAAAAGUUGAGGAGAAUCUAAGAAGCUGUGAUUAUUAUACAUUUCCUGAUUAUGAUCUCGCUUAUAAUACUCUCAAAUCAAUUAUGGAUAAAAAUGGAAUAGGUUGGAAUGAUCCAUAUGAUUGGGAAAUGAAAGAUUCGCCUGGAUUUGUUUUAUGGAAAUUGGAGAAAUUAAGAAAGAAUGUGGUUUAUAUUUGGGAGGAUCCGAAGGAUUUUUUCAAAGUAAAUGUUUGGGAGAAUUUGGAAAGACCGAUAAAAGUAGCGAAAAAAGGAGGAAGUGGAGAAGCAGUUAGUUGUGGAGCGAAAAAGGAAAAGGAAAAGGAUGAUGUGACCAAGGAUUAUACUUUUGAUGAGAAAAGUAUUCGAGCUAAACUUCGAGCUGCGGAAAGGAAAAAGAAGUCGAAAAAGAAGAGUAGCGCGAAGUCGAAAUAUUCUAUUUUUUAG